UUACCUUUUCACUUUCUGUAAACAAUCUUGAUAAAUAUGCAAUUGCUCAGUAUUUUUCACUCAAUCUUGACUAUAUACUUCUUUCAACUUUUAAUUAAUGUAACCCAUUCCAAACUAAAUCUUAAAUAUGCGAUUUUAAGACAAAAGCAAGCACCCAAAUCACAAAAUGACACUUUUGCAUAUCAACAGAGAAUCAAAUAUGAUGCUCAGAAAACGAUGCGAGUUAUUUUCUAUAGGAACAACACCAAAACUCUGGAAACUUCAGCUUAUGACGAUACCUAUGAUCUUAAGGGGUCAGGUUGCUCAGCUUCCGACAAGUUUGCCAUAGUUUUACAUGGCUGGAUUCAAAGUUGCUCGGACGAAUGGGCUUUAUCACUAAUUGACAGGCUUAGUUAUUACCGCGGCGGAUGUGUGAUAUGCAUUGACUAUAGUGUAGUGGCUAGUUCCUCAUAUAUGCGGUUAUACACAAACUUCGACACCCUGACUGGAGCCAUAUCUUCCAUUAUUUUAACACUCUUUAAGCAGGGAUUUGACCCGAAGCGAGGCUAUAUGUUUGGCUUUAGCUUUGGUGGACAACUGGCUUCAGCAGUAGGAAGAUCUUUACGGCCUUAUCACAUCAUCGAAAGCAUAGAUACAUGUGAUAUGGCUGGACCCGGAUUUGAUCCCAUUGCAGUGGAUCACUCGAAGGCCGGAAAACAUGUGCAGUGCUUCCACUCGAGUCGCGACAAGGGCACCUUCGUUUACUCCUGCCACAGGAACAUUAUGCUGGGCAGCUGUGGUCUAAAACAGCCUUCGGUGGCCAGUCAACUUCACUUGGGCAGUCAUGGUCUUUGCGUUGAUAUAUACAUAAAUACCUUCGACUAUCCCUUCUACGCCCUUAACUCCACACCGCCGGAGUGCUUCACCUGGCAAAAAGCCGCGAAGAUUCCAGAUGGCUACACAGUGGGUUACGAAGAAAACUUUGACAACCAGGUCUCUGGACAAAUCUUUGUGCCAACCAGCCUGCAUUACCCCUACAACUUGUCCAAAAAACAUCUUAGAUUGCUGACUAGAAAUUAAAUAGACAAUUAACUUUUACACAUUUAAUUACUCUCUUAAGAUUUACGUCUUAAUCAAAGCCAAUUGAAUGAAAAUAUCAUGUGCGGUUUAUUAGAAUUCAGCUCAUAUCGUUUGUAGUUAAGUUUUAAUUCACCAAAAAUAUAUUUCAAAUCAAA
Molecule: messenger RNA, 1214 nt
Organism: Drosophila takahashii
Lineage: Eukaryota; Metazoa; Arthropoda; Insecta; Diptera; Drosophilidae
Biological process (GO): lipid catabolic process
Molecular function (GO): lipase activity
Source: RefSeq, a predicted model, not a curated record